Messenger RNA from Drechmeria coniospora, 5055 nucleotides. RefSeq lists its product as uncharacterized. The transcript has a single exon. NCBI's taxonomy places the organism in Eukaryota, Fungi, Ascomycota, Sordariomycetes, Hypocreales, Ophiocordycipitaceae. Gene Ontology annotation, molecular function: catalytic activity. The coding region runs from base 1 to 5055 and encodes 1684 amino acids. The record is from RefSeq and is a predicted model, not a curated record.
AUGUCGCAGCUUCGGGCACUGUACGCCGGCUUGGGGCCAUCCCGUGUCAGCAGAAGUCUACCUUCUCGAUCAAACGCAGGCAGGUCAUCCGUCGAAACGUCACCGAGUCUUCAGAAAUGGCGCAGGAAGCUUUCUGGAGCCAAACCGUGCAUCUUCCCGCGCCUGGCACUCCAUCCCGCUGCCCGCAGGGAGACGCAGGGGUUCGACCUCGACAUCAACACCGAGCGAUUUUCGCAGUUUUGUACCAGCCACCAAUUCGAACCAUCAACAGUCAUUCGAAUUGCCUGGGCCCUAGUUUUGCGCACCUUUGUCGGGACCGACAUGGUUACCUUUGGCUUCCAGCUCUCGGGUCGGGCCCAACCCCUGUUACCGGAUGCGUCCCAGGCCGUCGGCAGUUUUGCCGCUUUCUUGCCUUUCCUGGCGGACUUCUCCAAGACUAAAUCAUUACUCGAACACCUGCAAGAUGCGGAUGAGAUGACAAGGGAAGAUGAUGACGGCGACCUUCCGACGAUGACUGAAAUUGAGCACGAACUCUGCAGCCACGGCGAGCCCUUGUUCAACACGUGCGUCUCGUUUCACGAUGCGACGAAAACAAUCCAGGAGUCGUUCGAUAAGCAUCGGAACGUAGAUAUAGAUGCCUGGAAGCCUUCUAUUGUCUCCUCAUCCCAGGUCGCGAACUGCAAAGUCUCGGUGUCGGUUACGCUUCUCGACAACCGGAUCCAUGCCGACAUCGGGUACCAGCAUCUGGCACCCGACCAGGCACACAACAUUUUCAACUCGUUCGAGCGCGCGCUGCAGGUCAUCCUCUGCAUGCCCUCACAGUUCGUGUCCCAGAUCGACAUGUUCACGGAUCGUGACUACCAGCAGACGACGACCCCUGACUGGGACCCCAACCAGACCGACACCAAGGUCUCGGCGUGCAUCAACGACCUCAUCGUGCACCAGGCCCGGCAGCAGCCGUAUGCCACCGCCGUUUCGGCCUGGGACGGCGAUUUCUCGUACCAGCAGGUGGAGGCGUUUGCAACCAAGCUGGCGACGUAUCUUGUCAAUCUCGGCGUCGGCCCCGGUGAGCUCGUCCCCCUCGUGCUUGAAAAAUCACGCUGGGCUCCUGUCAUGAUGCUUGGCGUGCUGCAGGCCGGCGGGUGUUUUGUCGGGCUCGACUCCCAGGAUCCAGCCAUGGUGGAGGCGACCAUCAAGCAGCUCGACCCCUCGCUCGUCCUCGUCGCCGAAUCGGCGUGGACGCACGUCAGCCACGUCACGCGCAACUGCAUCCUCGUUUACGAAGGUUUUCUCGACUCGCUCCCCCCCCAGCUGGCUGUGAUGGUGGAGAAGCCGAUCCCGGAGCAAGCCGCCGUCGCAUUCCUGCCGGCCGCGCAAAAGAAGCCGAAAGGCGUCUUCUUCACUCACCAGGCGCUCUGCUCCAUCAUGUCCAUGCAAGGUCCGGCCCUCCGGAUCGGUAACCGGAGCCGCGUCUUGCAGCUGUCGGCAUACAACGUCGACAUUGCCCUCGUGGAGAUCCUGGGGACCCUGCUGCAUGGGGGAUGCGUCUGUAUCCCAUCGGCGCAGGAGAAGAUGAACGACCUCGAGGGGGUCAUUGCUCGCAUGGACGUGACGUGGACCUACAUGACGCCUGUCCUGGCGAGAAAGGUUGAUCCUUCAAUGGUGCCGAACCUGAAAACCAUCUGUUUCCGAACGCGCAGUCUGGACGAUGAGACAUUCACUCCUUGGCUGCACAACCGAGAGGUGCUGCUUGCCUACGGUUCCCCUGACGUGUGCCCGAUGGCCCUCUCCGUUCUCAAGAUAACUGCACCAGACGAGACGAGCAUCAUUGCCCCCCCCCUCAUGGGCCGCUUCUUGAUCCUUAAUCCCGACGACCCCAAAAAGAUGGUGCCCGUCGGCGCCGCGGGUGAACUGGCGAUUGAUAGCCCGCUCAUCACACCUCACAAGUUCAUCCCUGGCCAGCCUCUGGUCGACCCGGCGUACCUGUUUGAGCAAAACAAGGGAAAGUGGCGGUACCUGAGAACGGGUCAUCGGGCACGGUGCCUCGACCGCGGCCACGUUCGAUUCCUGGCCAAUAUCAGGGACGAAGACAGCAAACCCACGUCAGCCGUCGCCACGGCCCACGUCGAGCAUCGAAUACGUCAAUGUCUUCCGCGAUGCGUCGAUGUCGUCGUUGAAUACGUCACCACGAGCGACUCAGUCCGCCUGCUUGCUGCCUUCCUCGACCUGGGCGAAGGCCCCAGCUGCGACCCGUACAACCUCAACCGCCUCAGUCCGGAUACCAAGGUGCGCCUCAUUCGCAUCCGACGCGCCGUCGAGACGUCUCUUGCAAAGCCCGACGGGAGAGGCAGAAAACUUCCCUGGCAAAGCAUUCCUGCCGUCUUCGUUCCCGUCAGGGGUUUCCCGCUCUCCGUCUCCCUCAAGGUCAACAGGAGGAAACUACAAAGGCUCGUCGCAUCUAGGACGUGCUCACAGCUUGUGGGCCUGGCAGACGACCAGGGCGCCUGUUGGCAACAACAGCAGGUUGUCCAUUCUUGGCAGCCGCUCGAGUUCAAACCCCUGCCCUUGACGCGAACCGAGGAGGCGAUGUGCUACCUCUGGGCCGGCGUCCUCGGCACGGAGGCGGUAAAUAUAAGACCUACUGACAGCUUUUUCGAUGCGGGUGGCAGCAGGGCGCUCGCAGUGCGACUGGUCGUUGCUUGCCGCAAGGUUGGAUACACCAUCUCGAUCCAGGAUAUCCUCAGGGGGGGCUCGCUGACGGAGCUGUGUCGCUCGACAGCUGAUACCGAGAAGACGACCGAGAGCAAGCUGCGCGGCAAAAUUCACGCAAAGAAAGCGUCAAUAAAUAACCGAAAGCAGAGCCUCGGCGCGGACCACGGCUUCAUCAAGCUCGUGCUCGCGCCGCAGAUUGAGAUACCAUGGCACGACGUCAUGGAUGCUGCCGAGGCAACAUCCCAGCAGGUACAACACCUCGAGUCGAGCCUGUAUCAGCCUCGCGCCGAUAUUAAUUGCCUUCUAUUUGACUUCAAUGGACCUGUCAGCCUGCCAAGGCUUCGGGCGGCGUGUGAGGCGCUCACCGGCAUGCACCACAUCCUACGCACGGCAUUUGCCGUACACGAACGGCAUGUAUAUCAAGUCACCAUCAAGUCCUUCAGGCCUGAGUUCAAUCACCAGCGCUGCUCCUCGAGGAGCCUCGAUCUUUGCGUGAACCAGGCUGUCGCGGAGAGCCAGGCGCUGCCGGUCCGCUUGGGACAGCCAGUCACAAAGUUCACCUUUCUCGAGGCCGAUCAGCAGUGCAAGUUGAUGAUGCGGUACAGCACUGCACAGAUUUCUGUCACUGCCAUGCCUCAGAUUGUGAAGGACCUCAUCAAGCUAUACUCGUAUUCUCAAGAGGAGGAGCCGCGGCGGCCCAGCUUCCUGGAAUACGCUCGCUUGAUGCAGGGGACAAACGUCGAGGAUCAAGUCAAGCACUGGAGAGCUAGACUUGAGGGAGCCAGUCUCACGCAGGUUGUGCCACAUUCGAAGCCGUGCGGUCCGGCAGCUGACAGGGAGACGCUUCACGAAACGGUCGAUGUUUUGUCCCUGAGCGAAUUCGGCCUUGGCUUCGACACAGUGCUCAAGACGGCGUGGGCCAUGGUUCUUGCCACACUGUCCGGAGCCACAGACGUCGUCUUCGGGGAGCUGGUCGAAGGCUGGCGGGUGAGGCUCGAGGCCGGCAUGGAUGUCUCGAGCGUUGUGGGACCCAUGGAGAAUACAAUACCAGUCCGUGUCUGCUUCCCUGCUGCACCAACCUCGCCGCUGCAGGCGAUGCAUAACAUCCAACGCGAGUGUGCCUCCUCACUGCCAUUCGAAUCGCUCGGGGCGCAGAUGAUUGUCAAGCUGUGCACCGACUGGCCCAACUGGAGCCGAUUCAGCACAGUCGUGCGGCAUCGGCCUCAGGCCCUGAUAGAUGGGUCGACGAUCAACAUGGAGAACACAACAUUCACGUACAGCAUAGUCGAACCGGCAGCACAGGACAUACCGGACAUCCUUGUAUCCUCCACCAUGAUUAGCUCCGACAAGGUUGCCCUCGCGCUGCAGUAUUCUGAGAGCCGCGUGCCGGGAGACUACAUCGAAACAGCCAUGGGCCUUCUCAUCGGUGCCCUCAAAACACUCACAUGCCGCAAAACCCUCCGCCUACACGUCUUCCCCCCGGCUGGCGAGUACGGCUCUGUAGUGCCGUGGGUAGUGUUGAAAGGGGGCGACACUAUCGAGCCCCUUUCCAUCGCCGACGACCCGUCUAUCGCCGACUGGCUACCCAAAGAGCACCGCAGUGUCUUGCAGGGUUACCUCAGUUCAGCGUGGAACGAAGUGCUCAGCCCCGCAAGCCUCCGACUGCAAGCGGAGCAAGUGCAUCUGACGCGCUUUUACGACACAUCGGGGUCGCUGAUGCCAGCAUACCUCAUCGCCGAUCGGAUCAACCGUGGUCUGCGGCGACUGGACAUUGGUGGCCUCGACAUGGUACGCGUUGCACCGGACGAGAUCAUACGACACCCUACCAUGGGUGGCCAGAUGGAUCUCGUCAUUGCCAAGAUGCGCUCCAUAGGCAUCGUUCCCAACACCACACCAGCGCAUCGCCGUACGAUGAGUAGCCCAACAACGACAAUGAGCUUGGUAUCUCGCGCCCCACAAGCAUCGUGGGUCCCGCUCGUGGGAAGUGUCAAGGCUGCGGCAGGCUUCCGGAGGCAUCUCCGAGACGGCGGCGGCAGCGCGGAUGGCAUGCGAGACUUGGGCGCGAAGGCCGGUGGCUGGAUGCGGCAUCACGUCAACAACCUGGGGAACAGAGACAAAUGUGCGGCCCAGUCGGUACCAAAGCCCAUUUGGCCCGGCGUCGGUGACGGUGGAAGCCUUGGCAUGCUUCCCGAGUUGGCGGAGCUGGACACAGAUCUCGUGAGCCCCCUGAGCGCGUUUGGUCGAACGGGCUCGGACGAAGAGGGCAGCGGGAGCACCAGUCCUGCGGUUUCGCCAAUGCGAAGCUUGGUGGACAUGGGAUUGAUAAGCGAGAUGGAGACGUGA